This is a messenger RNA of Opisthorchis viverrini, 4774 nucleotides long. RefSeq lists its product as hypothetical. Gene Ontology annotation, molecular function: protein binding. Bases 1955 to 4432 code for a protein of 825 amino acids. The transcript has 10 exons. The record is from RefSeq and is a predicted model, not a curated record. NCBI's taxonomy places the organism in Eukaryota, Metazoa, Platyhelminthes, Trematoda, Opisthorchiida, Opisthorchiidae.
AUUUUGGAUUUAUGUUGGGGACCGCUCCAACAUUUUUCUAGGUAACGCAGCGUUCUAACAUUAACGGAGCUCAAUGGCUUCGGAAGCGGCGGACCCAGGAAAGAGCAGGAGAAAGACUAAAAUGACAUUUUUGUCUGGUUCUAAUAAACGCAAAACCAAACAAGGAGAGGAAAACGACAAAAGGGGAUCGAUUGGUUCUCCAGGUGCAAUUCGGCCGGCACAAAACAUUGAAGUACCUUCAGAAUUGUCGUAUGAAUCGGUUGCAACAAAGGAUGGAGGCUCGCUAAUAUUCCUCAGAGUGUAUUGCGAGAGGGUGAGACGUGGCGACCACUUUAAGACAGUCAGGGUGUACAACAGCACGACAGCCGAAAAGUGUAUCAGAGAUUUAAUAGAAACCUACUACAUAAAAUUUGGUGAUCCCUCAAUGUAUCAGCUCUAUGAAGUUAUGGGAAGUAUCUCACAGGCAGUCGGCGUCAAAACAGACACUGGAGAUGGUCUACUGUUCAAGGAAGUGAAGGUUCGUAAAAUAGAACCACACGAAACGGUCCAGGAAAUAUUUUCGACCAUACACCCUGGCACAGGGCUCACACGGCGUAUAGAGUUGCGCGUUGGUGAGAACAAAACUGGUGGAAGCCGAUACAGUGUUGGAUCAAGUCAAGAUAGUCUUCCCCAACUAACUGAUGAGCCUGGUUUGAGGAGAUCUCUGACUCCCGGAAGCACAAGACUCACUUUUCGCGACUCACGUGCAAAAAGAAAGUCCAGUUUCGAACAUUCACCAGGUGGACCAUACUUGCUUCUGUUAAGAGGAAAUGACCCUACUAAAGACGUGUUAUUUCACGAUCUUGGUCCGCUCAUCUAUAGUGAAAAUCAUUCCAACAAAAAAACGGUAGGAUUUCAUCCUAGCGCAGAUAUCCGACUUUUUUCUGCUCCCAACAUUACAUGCUCACCAGAGAGGCUACAAAUUAUCGCGAAGUUAGUCGGAGAGGACAUCCCAUUAACAGUUGAUGGGCCAAACAUCUUAAGUGGAGCUAUUUAUCUUGAAUCUGCCGGUAGUAAUAUGAACAACGGGUACUCCCCUCUUCUCACACCUAUUUCAAUCAAUAACGAGAUUCUGACAGGCCCGGAUGGUUUCCAGUUCGAAAGGCGUAUGCUGCACCCUGGAGACUUUAUCUACUUUGGUUCCAGUAAGCAGGGUUACGUGUUUCUGUUCAAAGAUCCUAGAUGGAUACCGGAUUAUCGAUUAGAACUGGCACUUACAAGUUCCGUUUACGAUGCUGGAACAGAAACUCCUCAAAGGUGCGGAACAUUGGGCUCAUUGUACCGAGGACGGAACUCAGACCGCUCAAGCGAUACAGACUCCUCGCUUUCCGCAUCUUUGAGACAAAAGACUUUAUUGUCCUCACAAGUUCCAGAACAAAUUCCUAGAGCUGCGUCAUUACGCCAGGUUAUUAUCGAUCUGUUUACCCACCCAUUACCCGGUUGCUCACAGAACACCCGCCAGGCAAUGGACCCAUUUGAGCUGCCUCCCUGGUCGAAAAUUGAGCCCUGGCGUUCAGCCUGCCUGUUCUCUCACAUUUUGCGAUUUACUGCUCAGUUUGUGGUAAAAAUUAAUUGUCCAAUACCAAACAAGGAUGUUGAAGAAACGCAUCACAAAAUCAUUCGUGAGUAUGCCAUCAACCGAAUAAAGGAUAUGCGCUCACUACUUCUGGAAUGUCAUCAGAAUGUGUCCAACGUAAGUCCUGAAUCCUGUUCGGCACACAUCCGAAUGUCAUAAGCGGCCAAUGAUUUAAUCUAUCCACAUGUCUGGCUUGGUUUAUUCUGCUACGACUUGGCUGUUCUACUGUCUCCUGGUUGGUUAGGAGCUGCAUCUACCUCGGUUGACCGUAUUCCACAUUCGGGAACCAAUGAGUCCAAUACGCCAAGAUUGUUUCGUUUGGUCGAAUCGCUGCCGGUGAUGGUGGAUCUGAGGGAUUUAGCAUACCGUCUGGCUGAUGAUUCACUGAUGGUGGUUGUGAAGACCGUAUUUGAAGAACUAGCUCCAUUAACGACCCCUUUCUUCCAAGAUGCAGCUUUUUGUGCUGCGUCCGGUCGGUCACGGAUCGUGGAAGAUCAACAUCCAGAACUGCGCGUCCGGCUGAACAAACUUGCUUCCUGCCUUACAAACACACUGAACCUGUGCGGAGAUCUUCAUGAUGAACACCCGGCGUCUACUGCCUCAUCUCCUUUUCAUACUAGCAGCACGGACGACUCUUUCCAAUCUGCAAAGCAGCGCAGUCACAGUCGCUCCCGCAACUUUGAUCACAGCUUCCCUGAUAGCAGUGAUCGUAGUAUAUCUGGUGACACAGAUAGCGAAAGUGGUGAUCAAGGAGGCCCAGGCCACAGGUUAUUGGUAUCUAGGGCGAGACGCCAGUCAACGGUAUUGAAGGGUCGUUCGGAGUCGAAGGGAACUGGGACGGCGCAGCGAGUGGAAGCUAUUAUCUGGCGGCAGUUAUUAGCCUCACUGUCACACAAUGCUCUGUACGAGAUACUGGGUACACCAUCGAUUAAAAUUGACGAACACACCGGCCGUUUACUGUUAUCCGGUUUCGAUUGGCUGCAAACGUGGCUAAAGGAUAAUGGGCUAGAAAUUCACAGACGACCUUUGUCAAUGAUAAUGGAGUUUGCAAAACUGAUGUCUACGCACCAUGAAGACUUACUCCACAUGACCUGGACAAAUAUACGUUCCACUUUUCCUUCAGUACCACCAGCCCUAAUUAAGUUCAUGUUGGAUGAGUACAUGGUUGACGACGAACACAUAACAAACCCUAUUUGGCAAGUGGAUGCGCACGAUGACACUGCGGCAAAUGAGGACCCACCUGAUGUCAUUGGGCAGAUUUUACAAGGCUGGCGCUCCAAGGAGAGCGCUCAGUACCAAAACCAACAUCAACGGUAUGGACCGACAUAUAGACCAAGAGAUCCAUGGACUGUGUUCAAAAUGCCCGAAACUGAAGAGCUGCUAAAAAGGCUGGAUCAACGACUAGAAGCACAAAAAAUAGGUUUUCGCUGGACGGAACUUUUGAAACAAUUUUCCCCGCUACAGGCAAUCCAGGCGGCACCUGAGCCUGAAAGUAUCAUGAUAAACCGCCCGGAAAGUCGACAGCGACGCUUAAUUGUUAAGCGCAACCAAAGUCAGCAUGCCACAAGCUCCUCCACUACUACCGAGGAUGAAAUGCACCAUCGAAAAACUCCGACAACGGAUAUUUUAUUGAUGUCUCCACGUAACAGAAGAACAACAGACAGUGAAUUGAUGAAAGUAAAACCACCUGUAGAUUCAACUCUUCCAACACUUAACAAACCUGCUCAAUCCAAAGGAGAACCUACGAGAGUUUCACGUGGGCGCGGAGCUAAUCAGACGCGCACUUCCCUUGAUGCCGUCUUGCAAGAAAUCCCGCCCGACGCACGUGAAGAUGCCGUCUACCAUCUCAAUCAACUUCUGUCUUCGCUAUCCAAGUCCGAUAUGAGAAAGCUUAUGCAGACAAACGGGCGCCCUGAAAGCGCAGUUGACCGCGCAAAAAGUUCCGCGCGCGGAACACGAAAACGAAAUAAGCUGUGCGAGAGUCAACCAAAUAUGAACUCACUGUUUGAACAAGGCGAUGAGGAGCCUCUGGCUACAAACGGGCAGUUGCCAGCAAGUAUUGCCGCUCGUUCACCCGUAUUCACCCAGUCCAAUAGAUUUUUCAAUCAAGCUUCUUCGACUAACAAAUUGGCAAAAAGUAUGCUGCAGCUGCCAUUAGGAGAAAACGAGGAAAGUCAUUUGAAUGCACCGGAUCCUAAUGAGCUACUUCUUGUCAGUAAAGAUUAUGAACAGUUUCGAAUGUCAACCAUUGGAAAGGGAAUGAGCAAACUAAGAGAUCCCUUACAGCAAUUUGGGCUUAACAAUCCCCUUCGACCACAAGUUAGCGGAAGUCUGGGAAAUUUGUCAGUGCCUCAAAUGUGGAUUCAAGGCUCUCGGGAUGCAAGUUCUAUUUCAGGAGCGGAAUCCGUAAGUGAUCGAUUGCAGCACGGAUUGUACCGAGAUGACGAUUUGGUAAAUGUUGCGUCACGCGUUCAGCAAGGUUACACCGUCGUCAAUGUAACUCUCACGCGAACAGCUGAUACUGGCUUUGGCUUGGUGCUUGUGGAUGGCGAGCGCACCUCUCUUGACCAGCCUGGUGUGUUCGUCAAGUCAACCACUGCAAACAGUGCAGCAUCAGAGAAGGGAGAAAUCAAGUUUGGAGAUCAGAUACUCGCAAUAAACGGUCAAGAUUUGACCCAGAAAACUUAUUCAGAAGCACUGAAGCUAUUGAAAGACUGCAAACUGCAAGCUACCUUUACCAUCAGACGUUGCAACCUGGAUGACCCGAGUUUGUUGUUGGUUCCGAAAAUCAAUCCGUUGCCAGCUGGGCGACACUGAAUGAAGGUUGACAUCCCUUUGUGUAUUGUUCCGGUCCCUCGCUGUCUCUGUGAAAUCUGGCAACUAGCCUUCGGCUGUGAAUUUUCGAUUACCCCAAUUGGCCGGUUGUUUCCAGACUUCCCACAAGUCCCAUCGGAUGCAAGAACUAUUUUUGCUGCUCACUAGCCAUCGUUCUUGUUUGCGCAAUUUUCCUUCUUUGCACAUAUCUUAUACUGAGUUGACACAGAUGAUGUAUUAUCCACAUGCAAUUUGCUGGGACCCUUGUAGCAACUUUGUCUACAAAUUUGGCCUUUUUAAUCGAUCACUCUUCCAUCAGAUUUUUUCAGAGCCGUGUUAUCUCUU